AUCUUUGUCAUUAUUCCCUUUUAUUGUUGAGUGAAGAUGAACACUAGAAACUAUCCGUAGAUGAAGUGUGGAAAUGUCAUCGUCCAACUAUUGAACAUGACCAACUGCCCCCUUAAACAGCACACAAGAAAACAGUUUCAGUUGCCUCUCAAAGAAGUAACGGCUGUUGUGUAUAUGAAGUAGGAUGUUUCUUAUUUUUUUUCUUUUUGAAAAUCAAGUGGAUGACACCCCCUCCCCCUCCCUUCCAUAUGAUGCUUCAGGAGGGAUGUGAACCCAAAACAAAUUUUGGGCAAAUCAAUGUAAGUGGUGCAGUAGAUACCUUGCAAUAACCAACAGGGAAAUUUAUAAAUUGAGAAAUUGCAUUCUUCCCCCAUUGAAAAGUUGCUACAGCUUGGAAAUUGUAUCUAAUUAAUUAAAUAAUUUUUAAGGAACUUAAAGAUGAAAAAACAUAUUUUAUCCAAUCACUUUCAAAACGGUACUCCCUCCCUCCUUUCUGAAGGCAAAACGAUGAGUUUUCAGCGACGUACCAUUUUCCUGAAGUUGAGAAAUUGGUUUUCUUUUUCUCAAUGACAACCACCCUAUACUUCUUCCAAUGUUUCUUGGUUUUGCUUAGUCAGCAUAUGAAAAAAAUUCUAGAAAGAAAUCAGUCUCCAAGAUGUGUUGGAGGAAAAUAAUCACAAAGAGGGUAUAUUAAAUUAGUAAAUUAUUUAUCUUCGAGUUUAAAACUGGGAAUCCCUUUUUUUACUAAACUAAUUGAUAAAAUCACUUCCGAUAAUGGGUCAAUGAUUUAUCAUUCUUCGGAGGCAGAAAACCCACUGACUCAAAGAGGACAACCAGCGUUUCCUGGUGACAAGUGCUAAAAGUGGGUUUUAAACUUUGAGACAGUAGCACUAGUAAUGUUCUCUCUCCAUUUAUUGCUCAAGAAAGCAGAAACAGCCUUAAAUUACAUAAAUUAGCAUCUGUUAAGGCCAGAACAUACUGCCUAUUAUCAUUGACAAGAUGUCACACUGCAACUCUAUGAAUGAACCUAUGUUGAAAUGUUCCUAUGUUCCUGCACCUAUGUUCUCUAUGUUGAAUACUAUUCCUUUUUCUGUAGUUUUUAAUGCGGCAACUUUUUGGGCUACAAAUAUUAUCUUACCUAUUAAGUUUAAUUUUUUUAUAAAUCCCAUAUAUGUUAACAUUUGUUUAAUAAUUGUAUUGGGUUUAUUUAUUUUAGAUUCUCCACUAGCUUGUAUUGUAGCUGUUGUGAGAAAGAUUAUUAUUGGUGGAAUCAAUUUUUCUGUGAUAGAUAAACAUUCCAAUGCGUGGGAGGAGGACAAGCUGGGGCCAUGGGCAUGUAGGACCACCCACCGAAAUAAUUGCUUCACAACCUGCACAGCAACCUCCACUGCAACCAGCACCUCCAGCACCUGCAUCGAUUCCUCCACAGGAGCCAUGAUGUCUGGGAGAAACAACAAUCAGUUCCGAAGAGGAGCCGCCAUCCGCAGACACAUCGAGAACUGAUGCAGUAGAUUAUACGGGAUGCGGCUCUUGCGACAAGCCUGAUAACUAGAUGCUUGAAUCAGGCAGCCUAAAACACAUGUCUUGAAAGAAAAUGCCAACUAUUUUUGUUCCUCAAUGAUUACUUUUAGACGGAACUGACGCUGCUCAAAAUUGUUUUACUUCUCUCUUACUGCCUUUUUUAAACAAUAUAUUUUUUUUUUAAUUUGAUGGUUAUUUUGUUUACUUGCUAAUUAAAAUAUUCAUUUACGUUGAUUUAUUCAUGCCUUCACGUACACAAGCUCGUUCUCCGACUAACAGUGCAAAUACGGCAAACUUCAUUUAAGCCUUUCUUUAGUACGUUCAACCCAUAUUUUGUACUUGUAUCCCAUUGAAAUAUCAUUACCUACGUCAGGGAGUCGACAGUGAAAUACUGAUUUUUUGUUUAGUUUUCAAGAACUUAAAUAAAUUUUCUCUUUUUUUACUACA
Messenger RNA from Bemisia tabaci, 1968 nucleotides. Lineage: Eukaryota; Metazoa; Arthropoda; Insecta; Hemiptera; Aleyrodidae. The record is from RefSeq and is a predicted model, not a curated record.